Molecule: messenger RNA, 1181 nt
Organism: Piliocolobus tephrosceles (Ugandan red Colobus)
Lineage: Eukaryota; Metazoa; Chordata; Mammalia; Primates; Cercopithecidae
Product: nuclear factor of activated T-cells, cytoplasmic 1-like
Exons: 2
Biological process (GO): calcineurin-NFAT signaling cascade; cytokine production; regulation of transcription by RNA polymerase II
Cellular component (GO): transcription regulator complex
Molecular function (GO): DNA-binding transcription factor activity, RNA polymerase II-specific; RNA polymerase II cis-regulatory region sequence-specific DNA binding; transcription factor binding
Source: RefSeq, a predicted model, not a curated record
CCUAACAGCAGCCGCAGGGGAAGGGCACCGCCGGCAUCCUCCUGUGACUGCACAGAACACUAUGGCUAUGCGUCCUCCAAUGUCAGCCCUGCCUUGCCGCUCCCCCCAGCACACUCCACCCUGCCGGCCCCAUGCCACAACCUUCAGACCUCCACACCGGGCAUCGUCCCGCCGGCGGAUCACCCCUCAGGGUACGGAGCAGCUUUGGACGGUGGGCCCGCGGGCUACUUCCUCUCCUCUGGCCACGCCAGGCCAGAUGGGGCCCCUGCCCUGGAGAGCCCUCGCAUCGAGAUAACCUCAUGCUUGGGUCUGUACCACAACAACAACCAGUUUUUCCACGAUGUGGAGGUGGAAGACGUCCUCCCCAGCUCCAAACGGUCCCCCUCCACGGCCACGCUGAGUCUGCCCAGCCUGGAGGCCUACAGAGACCCCUCGUGCCUGAGCCCGGCCAGCAGCCUGUCCUCCCGCAGCUGCAACUCAGAGGCCUCCUCCUACGAGUCCAACUACUCGUACCCGUACGCGUCCCCCCAGACGUCGCCAUGGCAGUCUCCCUGCGUGUCUCCCAAGACCACGGACCCUGAGGAGGGCUUUCCCCGCGGGCUGGGGGCCUGCACGCUGCUGGGGUCCCCGCGGCACUCCCCCUCCACCUCGCCCCGCGCCAGCGUCACUGAGGAGAGCUGGCUGGGUGCCCGCUCCUCCAGGCCCGCGUCGCCGUGCAACAAGAGGAAGUACAGCCUCAACGGCCGGCAGCCGCCCUGCUCACCCCACCACUCGCCCACGCCGUCCCCGCACGGCUCCCCGCGGGUCAGCGUGACCGACGACUCGUGGUUGGGCAACACCACCCAGUACACCAGCUCGGCCAUCGUGGCCGCCAUCAACGCGCUGACCACUGACAGCAGCCUGGACCUGGGUGACGGCGUCCCUGUCAAGUCCCGCAAGACCACCCUGGAGCAGCCGCCCUCGGUGGCGCUCAAGGUGGAGCCCGUGGCGGAGGACCUGGGCAGCCCCCCACCCCCGGCCGACUUCGCGCCCGAAGACUUCUCCUCUUUCCAGCACAUCAGGAAGGGCGGCUUCUGCGACCAGUACCUGGCGGUGCCGCAGCACCCAUACCAGUGGGCGAAACCCAAGCCCCUGUCCCCUGCGUCCUACAUGAGGUGAGCUGGUGGCGGGGGCGGGGGCUG